UAAAUUGUGUGACGAUGGGGAAAAAGAUUUAAAUUUUUGUGAUUUGGAAGUUUUCUAAUGUUUAUAUAGUUUUGUAAAACCUGUUACUAUAAAGAGUAUAAUAUCAGAUAAAUAAUGCAUGAUCAAAUAAAAACUUCACAGUUAAGUUUGUAUGAAAUGUUUUGAUAAAAAGAUUGAAAUUAUUUAUUUACACAAAGUAAAUAACUAGUAAAUAUCCAUAAAUGUCAUGGUUCGCGGAUCUAGCUGGCAAGGCUGAGACCCUGCUGAACAAUUUGGAUGAACAGACUGGUGCUGUUUUGGGAAAUAAUGGUGGUGUUGUUAAACCGAGAAGACAUGAUCCCGUACCAUUUCCUGAACCCUCUUUGGGGCAGAGGAGACGUCCAAUACCGAAGUAUCUUAAGCGAAACAGUAUGGAAACUAAAUCAAAUCUUAGUCCAACAAGAAAGCUGUCACCUACCAAUCACCAACCACGAUCCUCGAUUAAAGGAAGCCUUGAUAAUGUAAGGGUAAAUCAGGAACGGCGCAAGAGAUCGCCUCCAAAAAAGCUACCGCAAUACUCGUUACACAACUGUCCUAAAACUUUAGUUAAUGAUUUUGAUAAUUUUGGAUUAAAGCAAAGGAGAUUCAGUUUACCCACAGAUUUGGAAAUUAUAAAUAAUGAAAACCUAACAUAUGAUAUGCAAACUUUAGAAGUUGAAAAUGCCAUGUUAAAAAAUGAACUAAAUGUUAUGAAUAGAGAGGUCUCUGAUUUGAUGGAGAGAUUAAGAAAAACUGAAGAUGAACUAAUAAAAACCCAAGCGGCUUUAGAAGCAUCAGAAAAGGUUAAUCACAGAUUAAGUCUAGACAAAGAAGGUUUAUUGGUUCAAUUGGAAGAUGUCAGAAAUAAAAUAGAGGAAGUUAGCGUAGUUGAAAUCUCUCAGUACAGAACGCAAAAACAGGAAAUGGAGGCUGAAAUUCAAAAGUUAAAUAUGAGAAAUAAUGACUUGGAAAACAUGAUUUCAAACUUAACACAAGAAUUGAAUAAUAAUACUUCCAUACAGAAUAGACUAGACAACGAUUUACGACAUGCUCAGUCGCAAAUUUCGGAACUUGAAAGUGAUUUGGAGAAACGAAACCAGGAGUGUGAGCGAAUAGAAAAAGAAUGGGAAUCAUAUAAAUUGCGAGUUAAGAAUAUGCUGGUCUCUAAAGAUGGUGAAAUUAAAUCGCUCAGGGAAGGAAAGAAUAUGACUGAAGAAACGAAACAUCUUAUUGAACAGAUAGACGCCUUGAAGGAAGAACGCGACGACCUUACCCAAAAUAUAUCCCGUGUUAAAACCGAGUGUAGUGAAAUAAAACAACAGAUGUCACUACUUGAGUCUCGGCACACGAACGCAGAGAGAGUUGUUGUGGCCCUACGGGACGCACUGAAGGAGGAACGGGCCGCUAGGAACAAGGCUGAAGCGCAGGCUAAUGGUUUGGGAAAGGAGCUGCAAGCUGUACAACUACAAAGCAAUCAAACAAUAGCUAAUCUAAGAAGUGCAUUGCACAAAAAAGACGAAGAAAUUAACAAUCUAAAAGAGAUCAGUUCUCAAACGUCAGACUCAAGCGCAUUGAAUGUCGGAGACUAUGACGUCAUGCAUUCCAUAGACAACGAAAAGAUUCAAUAUUUGACGCAGACAUUGAUACAAAAACAAGGGAAAAUAGACUCGUUGCUAGCUGAUAAUAAUAUACUGAAGGUACAGUUAAAUAAAUUAGAUAGUAAAUAUAAGAAUGAGAUAGCAUCUCUACGAGCUAAUUCACACAGCGUGAUACAUUUGAACGAUGACACCCGACGGGCCCGUAACUAUGCGCCGUCGUCGUUGUCAAAACUAUCAGUACGGAUUGGAGUAAUGAUAAAAAGAUACCCGAUUUUUAGAUUAUUCAUCUUCUUUUACAUGAUUGGUCUUCAUUUUUGGGUUCUUACCGUUCUGCUCACGAGUACUCCUGAAAAUUAUAUAAGACCAACUAAAUCAUGAUUGUACGUAAAAUAUGUUCAUUUUAUAUAUAUUAAUUGUUCAUAGUUAUGACUGUGAUUAAAAUCAAAAUAUGAAUUAACGGGAAUAAUAAUUUAAAAUUUAAAUCUAUGUAUUACAAAAAUAACCAUCGAUGUAGCCAUCUCAAAAAAUAAAUAAGGCGUCUUCCUAAUAAGGCAAUAUAAUUAAUAUUAAAAAUAGUUAUUUUUAUCUUUAAUUAAAUUGGAGACAAAAGUGAAAAUUUAUUGGUUCAAUAUGAAAAAAAAAAAAACUUUCCAGUAUAAUAAUGUAUCUGUACCUGCAUAUUAAUAUUACAUUGUGUAUGUUUGUAUCAUAAUCUUUUACGUUUUUAAUACAAGAAUUAGUGUUAAUAUACUAAUUCAUUUAAGUGGCAUUUAUUUAUUUACAUUUUGCCA
Molecule: messenger RNA, 2407 nt
Organism: Colias croceus (clouded yellow)
Lineage: Eukaryota; Metazoa; Arthropoda; Insecta; Lepidoptera; Pieridae
Gene: Golgin84
Product: golgin subfamily A member 5-like
Exons: 8
Coding region: 222-1994 (590 amino acids)
Biological process (GO): Golgi organization; retrograde transport, vesicle recycling within Golgi
Cellular component (GO): Golgi cisterna; Golgi membrane
Source: RefSeq, a predicted model, not a curated record